This is a messenger RNA of Dovyalis caffra, 1038 nucleotides long. The record is from the annotation of a GenBank genome assembly. NCBI's taxonomy places the organism in Eukaryota, Viridiplantae, Streptophyta, Magnoliopsida, Malpighiales, Salicaceae.
AUGAUUCGUGAGUGUUUGGAUUUGAGAAAUAGUUAUGUUUAUGCGGAAAACGUUGCUCCAUGGACGAAGCAAGCUGUGGAAGAAUCUACUGCAUCAGGGGAGAAUACUAAUCUCUUAGAACCUUCUUUUGGACUUGUGUUAUUAACUAAAUUCCGCCUUCAUCUGUUUAUAAAUGCAGAUAGGAAAUCCUUGGUUCAGAAGAGUGCACCUCACCGUGAUUUCAACAAUAUCAGAAAAAAGAAUCUCUUGCGUUUCAUCAAGUCAAAACUUAGAAAAGAACCAGAUGAGAUUGUUAUAUUCAGAGAUGGAAAAUACGUGACACUAAAAGAAAUUUUUGAGAGUCUACCACGACUUUACAAUGUGUACAAGCAAAUUGGAACAGUUAAUUCUUUCCAGACUAUUCUUGAUAAUGUUUUCAUCCCACUAUUUGAAGUUACAAUCAAUCCGAGCUCUCAUCCUCAACUACAUGUUUUUCUAAUGCAGGUUGUGGGAUUAGAUAUUGUCGAUGAUGAAAGCAGACCACAAAGGCGUCCAACUAAACACAUGCCAAAGCCAGCUGAGUGGACCAAUGAGUUCAAUCCAGCAUAUUCCUAUUAUGCAUAUUACUGUUAUGGAAACUUGUAUACUCUUCUCAAGGCUGCUGAUAUGGACCAUUUGGCUGCUGCAUUCCUUCUAUGCAAUAAUAGAUCUCAUGGGCGUGGCUUGAAUGGUUCUCUCUCAACUGACCACCCUUUGCAAAUUCAUUUAACAAAAGAACCGCUGGUGGAAGAGUACAGUGUUGCAGCAAAGGUGCGGAAGCUCAGUGCUUGUGACCUAUGUGAGAUAGUCAGAAAUUCUGUUUAUCAAUCUGGAUUUUCCCAUGUGGCAAAGUUGCAUUGGCUUGGUAGCAAAUAUUUUCUGAGGGGCCCAGAAGGAAACAACAUUCACAAGACAAAUGUACCCAAUAUAAGGAUUGGCUUUCGACACGAGACAUGGAAAGAGGAGAUGCAGUAUGUUUUCCUGGGGAUGGCGAAAUUUCCUGAAGAAAUAGAAUUCUGA